ACCAAAAUGACGACUGCUCAAUUUGAUUGUCAAUACUGCACAGCCUCACUUCUUGGGAAGAAGUAUGUACUAAAGGAUGAUAAUCCAUACUGUGUUUCAUGUUAUGAUCGUAUCUUUUCUAACUAUUGUGAGGAAUGCAAAGAACCAAUUGAAUCAGAUUCCAAGGAUCUUUGUUACAAACAAAAGCACUGGCAUGAAGGAUGCUUCAAGUGCACCAAAUGCAAACACUCUCUGGUGGAAAAGCCUUUUGCUGCCAAGGAUGAGCGCCUGCUGUGCACAGAGUGCUAUUCUAAUGAGUGCUCCUCUAAGUGCUUCAAAUGCAAAAGGACCAUCAUGCCUGGUUCUCGCAAAAUGGAGUUUAAGGGAAACUACUGGCAUGAAACCUGUUUUGUGUGUGAGCUUUGCCUACAGCCAAUAGGCACAAAGCCCUUGAUCUCCAAAGAGAAUGGAAAUUACUGCCUGCCAUGUUUUGAGAAGAAGUUUGCUCAUUACUGCAACUUUUGCAAUAAGGUGAUAUCUUCAGGUGGCAUAAUGUUUCAUGACCAGCAAUGGCAUAGAGAGUGUUUUCUGUGUAGUGGCUGUAGGAAAGAGCUUUGUGAAGAAGAAUUUAUGUCCAAAGAUGAUUAUCCAUUCUGCAUGGACUGUUACAACCAUCUUUAUGCCAAAAGGUGUGCGGCAUGUACCAAACCCAUUACUGGUCUCAGAGGGGCCAAGUUUAUAUGCUUUCAAGACCGCCAGUGGCACAGUGAGUGCUUUAACUGUGGAAAGUGCGCCAUCUCCUUGGUGGGUGAGGGCUUCCUGACCCAGAGCAUGGAAAUCUUCUGCCGAAAAUGCGGUUCUGGGGUGGACACUGACAUCUAGGAGGCAGCGAUGGUAGUCUUUCUCCACCAGAAAUCCAUUUUGUCUUUGUUCUCACUAAAUCCAGAACUGAGUUGCAGUAGUAUUUUUUUUUAACUUAGGUUUUAGAAAAUUGUUAAUGUAGGGUUUAUAG
Molecule: messenger RNA, 991 nt
Organism: Marmota flaviventris (yellow-bellied marmot)
Lineage: Eukaryota; Metazoa; Chordata; Mammalia; Rodentia; Sciuridae
Gene: Fhl5
Product: four and a half LIM domains 5
Biological process (GO): positive regulation of transcription by RNA polymerase II
Cellular component (GO): nucleus; Z disc
Molecular function (GO): transcription coactivator activity
Source: RefSeq, a predicted model, not a curated record